AUGCCAAAGGAGGCAGACCACAUGGAGGAUGGAGGAGACAAGGAGUCGAAGGAGGAGCAGAGGCAGGGGGCUUCUGGGGAGACGGUUAGGAAGAGGGUCCGGGCGAACACUCCGAGUCCUCGCAGAGGCAACACUCCACAAGCCAGCCCACCCAGGUUUGUCUCUGUGGAGGAACUGAUGGAGACAGCUAAAGGAGUCACCAACAUGGCUUUGGCUCAUGAAAUAAUGGUGAACCAGGCUUUUCAAAUCAAACCUGCGGAGCUUCCUGAAGGAAGUUUGGAGCGCAGAGUGAAGGAGAUCAUGCACAAAGCAUUCUGGGAUUGUUUGGAAGCCCAGCUGAAGGAGGAUCCACCGUCAUAUGAACACGCCAUCAAACUUCUGGCUGAGAUCAAAGAGACACUGCUGUCUUUCUUGCUACCAGGCCACGGCCGUCUGCGCUCUCAGAUUGAGGAGGUUUUGGACUUGCCCCUGAUCCAGCAGGAAGCUGAAAAUGGAGCUCUUGACAUCGGUCGUCUGUCCCAGUUCAUUGUGUGGAUGAUGGGCUCACUUUGCGCCCCCAGCAGAGACGAGGACAUCCAGAAGCUGAAGCAGAUCACCGAAGUUGUGCCUCUGCUCAAGGCCAUAUUUUCAGUGCUGGACCUGAUGAAGGUGGACAUGGCUAACUUUGCCCUGAGCAGCAUCAGACCACAUCUGAUGCAACAGUCUGUUGAAUAUGAGAGGAACAAGUUCCAGGAGUUUUUGGAGAAACAACCAAAUGCCUUAGACUUCACUGAGAAAUGGCUUGAGGAUACAGUAAAAAGCCUGCAAGACUCAGCAGCAACAGGUGGUGCUGCAUCUGAUUCUUCACUCCACCCCCUCAGUGUUCAUAACCAUGCCUAUCUUCGCCUGCUCAGGUGGGACCACGACUCAGACCCCUUCCCGGAGACGGUGUUGAUGGAUCAGGUUCGAUUCCAGGAGAUGCAGCAGGAGGCUGAACAGCUGGUUCUUCUCUCCUCUGUGCUGCUCAUUGUCUACACUACAACUGGGGAGGCCAUCUCAGGCCUGCCAGGACUGAUGGAGACCCUCAAAAACACUGUUAACGUCUUGCUUGCAGACAUGCAUACACCGUCAUUUAGUGCACAGGAGGUCUUGGCGACCAUUGGCGAGAAACUGUGUGUUGAGCUGAGUCAGUGUCUAAGCCAGCAUGGCUACUCUCCAUUCUCAGCUGACCGAAAGAGCGCUCUGAAGGGGCAAAUUUCCGCCGCCAUCCAACCAGACAACACAGUCCGCAUGCUGAUGGAAUCUCGGGUUCACAACUACCUUCUGGCUUCCCUGGAGUCCAGCCAACAUAAGACCCCUCCUCCUCUGCCAGGAGGUCUGGCUCCAGUCAGCAAGGAGCUAAAAGAGCUUGCUGUUCACUUCAGUCGCCUUGUCAACUACAACAAGCUGGUCUUCUCCCCAUUCUACCAAAAGACCCUGCAGAAAAUACUGGCACCAGGGGAGAGUCCCAGCACAGACACAUAAACUCUGCAGGGAGGGAGAAGAGAAAUGUGGAGAGCGGUCUGUGAUUUUUUGCAGUUUCCUCUCACUAGUAACGGUUAAGAUUUAAAGAAAACAGUCACGGGAGGUGCCCAGAGAAGUAUGCACCUUAAACCAAGUCGAUUAGAAAAUAGACUCACAUCUCAGUUACGUUAAUUCACAAAGUUGUUAGCUUGGAAAAAUGUCAAACCUCAUUUGUGACCUAUUAGCAGCUGUCUUGGAUGAGCCUGUAUUCAGUAAUAUAGCAUGGCCAGGGUAUCAUUUGGAAUAGUUUAAUACCCAGAACUAAUAUUUGGGGGUAUUCUGCAUCUUUACCAUACGUGGUAGAGUCCUUGUGACUUAGUUUGCGCAAUAUUUAAUUAAAGAAAGAAUUCAGGAAGCUAAAGUGUCAGCGUAUGUAUCAUAAAAGUGUCCCAAAGUAGGAAGAUAUAGGAUCUCUUACACAAUCCCUUUUUCCUAAUUUAGGGAAUUCCCCCCAACAUCCAACAAGCUCCAGUGCUGCCCCCGCCUGUCAGGAGAUGCCAGGAGAUGUUAUGGUAUUUCACAGAUGUGUUUGCUUUAUUACGUUUAUCAAAAAAGAGCCACAAUCUCUACUUAUAAAGGGUCAUUUAAGUAUAUUUGAAAGGGAAUCUGUUUACUCAGGAUAAACAAGUCACCGAGCAUUUUUAAAACGAAUUUGUGGGGGGAAAUAAAGUGUUUUAGUGAAUCUGCCUGAAUGCUCCUUCCCGUUAGCUCCUGACAGGUGAGGCGGAGCUCUUCUAAAACACUGGCAGAGAGCUUCUUGAUGAGUUGACAAAGCUGACCCCUUCAGUGAGAUAUGUGAUGGGUAAAAGCCUUAAAGUAUUUAGAAAGCAUCAGUACGUUACGUUUUUUUAAACUUGCUGCUCAUGGCACUGUUUAACUGGCACUCUAAGCAGUUGUGUAGCUCACACAAGUGAAAGAAUGAGCAAGACAGCAAAUGCCUGCAUGUCUUUUACACUGGAACUGAAAGAGAAUACAGAGGGUACAAAAACUAUACACCUUAAUCUUUUUGUAGCAUUUAGUUCAUGCAUCUGUAAGUACUAGUGGAUUUUUUU
Messenger RNA from Neolamprologus brichardi, 2594 nucleotides. Lineage: Eukaryota; Metazoa; Chordata; Actinopteri; Cichliformes; Cichlidae. The record is from RefSeq and is a predicted model, not a curated record.